AUGGAGGACGCCAUCGACCUCGACCUCGACGCCGCUGCCGGCCUUGCCUCCCUCGCCUCGUCCGGCGCCGUUGCCCUCUCCGGGAAAGGCAAGCCUCGUGCCCCGCGCAAGACCGCCGCCGCGACCAAGCCGAAGAAGGCGCUGACGCCCGAACAGCGGGCAAGGGAGUUGGCCAAGAGGAAGGGCCGGAGGCACGCCGCGGACGCGAGGGAUGAGGCCGCCGCGCAGGCCGCCGCGGCAACGAGGGAGGCGCUCUACAUGCUAGGGAUAAACCCUAGCCAGCACAGCGUCCUCCAAGCCGCCGUCGCCGCGGCCAGCACCGGCUCGUCGGUGUUUCCUCGGAUGGUGCUGCCCGACUCACCCCGCGCGUCGACUUGCAACCCGGUCCCCGGCUUCCACGUCUACCCGCAGGCCUCCCGCCUCUUCGGGGAGUGCUCACCCGACGUGAGCGUGGUUGCGCCUUCCAUGCCCGCGCCCGCGCCCAUCGACCUCAACGCCACCCCGGUGGUCGGUGGCUCGUCGUCCGGCGGCACGAGGAAACGCGCGCGACAGACGCCGGCUGGCGGGCUCCCGGACGCCCGUAACCUGUUCGAGGAAAUGCCGUCCACCGUCGACGAGGACUACAUGCAAAACCUCAUCUUCGAGGGUGGUGCGCCAGGCGCUGGCUACGAUCCCGACGAGACACAAAGCCAGGACGGCCGCGGGGCGUUCACGCCGGCCGCUGGCUAUGAUCCCGAUCAGGCGGCCUUCAUGCGUGAUCAGGUCGGCAUCGAUCUGGACGGCUUCCCCCUCGACCACGAGUUCCCGGAGGACUAUGGGCUAGAGGAAGAGGACGAGUGCGACAUCGAAGUGGAGCCUUUGUUCGAGGACGAGCUCGCCAACCAAACCGCCGGUCCUAAGCCGAAGCGCAAGAGAAAGUGCACGAAGGCGUACACAGCUGCUGAGGACAAGCUUCUUUGCGAGUGUUGGCGAGACAUUGGACAAGACCCAAAGACAGGCGCCGAGCAAAAGCAUUCGACCUUUUGGACUCGUGUGCACCGCGAGUUUCAUGAGCGCAAGAAGUUUCCACCUUACCAAUUUGUGAGCACGCGCGGGUGGGUCUCCAUUUCCAAGAGGUGGAGGGUGAUCCAACAAGAGUGCAACAAGUUUUGCGCCCCCCUUGAGAGCGUCAAGGCCCGCCCUGUGAGCGGCAUCGGCAUGCAAGACAUGGCAUUUCAAGCUUUGGAGGCAUUCAAGGUUCAACACAAUGGCAAGUGCUUCAACCUCUCCCAUUGCUAUCGGGUCAUCAAGGAUGAAGAGAAGUUCAAGGCACAAUAUGCCGCACUCAAGGCACGUGGGGGGAAGGGCGUCGUGGAGGAUGUUGGGGAGGGCGAGCCGGCACGGCCGUGGGGGAAGACCAACUCCAAGAAGGAGGACAAGCGAGAUGCGGCCACCAACGCCUUGAUCGCAAGCGUGGACGGCAUGAUGAAUAAAAAGGACUCAAGGGAGGAGGAGCGCCGGCGUUUUAAGGCGGAGCAAAUGGAUGCUUUCAUGGAGAUCCAAAGAAGGAGGCUUGAUCUUGACGCCGAGAAGCAAGCCAAGAUGUUCGAGCUCGAGGCGGAGAAGCAAGCCAAGAUGCUAGAGAUCGAGGCCGCCAACGCCAAGACAAAGGCGAAAGAAGUGGCUCUUGCAAGCAUGAUGACCAGGGUGGAGAUCAUGAAGGUGGAUCUCAACGCCUUGUCACCAAGGAAGAGGCCGUGGUUCGAGAAGAUGCAGGCCGACAUGCUCAAGUUCGACGACGAGUGA
Aegilops tauschii subsp. strangulata is the source of this 1785-nucleotide messenger RNA. The record is from RefSeq and is a predicted model, not a curated record. Lineage: Eukaryota; Viridiplantae; Streptophyta; Magnoliopsida; Poales; Poaceae.